This is a messenger RNA of Phacochoerus africanus (Common warthog), 936 nucleotides long. Its product is annotated as proliferating cell nuclear antigen-like. Gene Ontology annotation, cellular component: PCNA complex. The record is from RefSeq and is a predicted model, not a curated record. The transcript is spliced from 3 exons. NCBI's taxonomy places the organism in Eukaryota, Metazoa, Chordata, Mammalia, Artiodactyla, Suidae. Gene Ontology annotation, biological process: mismatch repair; translesion synthesis; leading strand elongation. Gene Ontology annotation, molecular function: DNA polymerase processivity factor activity; DNA binding. The coding region runs from base 1 to 936 and encodes 311 amino acids.
AUGUCUCAACCAGUGGAGACAGAAGACUCUGUGUCAGGCAGGCAAAAGGAACAAUUUCAAGAAGUGGAGGAUAAUAGCGCAGGGGGCGCGCAGCACACAGGAAGCAACCGUGCACAAUACCCGCAACUGCAUCGUUGUGAUUCUGCCACCAUUUUCAAGUGGUGCCUGGUCCAGGGCUCUAUCCUGAAGAAGGCGCUGGAGGCGCUUAAGGACCUCAUCAACAAGGUCUGUUGGGACAUCAGCUCCAGUGGCGUGAACCUGCAGAGCAUGGAAUCGUCUCAUGUCUCUUUGGUGCAGCUCACCCUGCACUCCGAGGGCUUCCACACGUACUGCUGUGACCGCAAUUUGGCCGUAGGUGUGAACCUCACCAGCAUGUCCAAAACACUAAAAUGUGCUGGCAAUGAAGACAUCAUUACACUAAGGGUUGAAUAUAAGGCAGACACCUUGGCACUAGUGUUUGAAGCUCCAAAUCAAGAAAAGGUUUCAGCCUAUGAAAUGAAGUUAAUGAAUUUAGAUGUUGAGCAACUUGGAAUUCCCGAACAAGAGUACAGCUGUGUAGUAAAGAUGCCUUCUGGUGAGUUUGCAUGUAUAUACCGAGAUCUCAGUCAUAUUGGAGAUGCUGUUGCAAUUUCCUGUGCAAAAGAUGGAGUGAAAUUUUCUGCAAGUGGAAGACUUGGAAAUGGAAAUGUUAAGUUGUCACAAAUGAGUAAUGUUGAUAAAGAAGAGGAAGCUGUUACCAUAGAGAUGUAUGAACCAGUUCAGCUAACUUUUGCACUGAGGUACCUGAACUUCUUCACAAAAGCCAUUCCACUCUCUCCUACAGUAACACUCAGUAUGUCUGCAGAUGUACCCCUUGUUAUAGAGUAUAAAAUUGCUGAUAUGGGACAUUUAAAGCACUAUUUGGCUCCCAAGAUCAAAGAUGAAGAAGGCUCUUAG